CUAAUAAAAAAGGCAAAAAAUACCCCCAAAAAAUAAUAUAACAAAAAAAAAGUGUGGCAUUGUUCCAUUUCAGGAUUUUCAAAAUCCCACCUUUAAGGCCUUUACACAUACACAGUGAUGCAAAUAAACAACACAAAAUUGCGAAAUAAUCACCUGCGAACAGUUCCCAUCAAAACUAUUCACACUGGCAGCGAUAUGAAUUUGCGACAUAAACACAGAAAAACGAAUUUGCGAAGGAAUUUGCGACAGCUCAUUCUGCUGUCAGUCAGCCUGGUGAGGGCAGUUUGUCCAGUGGCUGCUUCUGUGGACGGAGACGCUUAACGCAGGUCAGAGCCGUUGUGGAUUGAGUGGAUAUAACGCUCUCCUCUUCUUUUGUCGAGUGAGGAGAAGGACAAGAUCAUCAUCACUGGAGGAUGUUGACAUCAUCGACCUAAAAAAUCGACCUGGGUCCGAAAAAAAUCACAUCGCUUUUUCGCCUCAUAAUAUUCGUGUUCUGUGUAAAAGUACUCAUGACACAAACAACAGUUCAAAAAAAUAUAUUGAUGUGCGAAUUAAUCGCACGAAAAAAUCACGUCCAGUGUGUAAAGGCCUUUAGGCCAGGAGAUGAGGGAAAAGAGAAAGGUGUAAGUAACAAUAUGGUGACAAACUGUUUCAGGGUGUUUCAAAAUAUUAAAUCAUUUUCCAAAGAAAGUAGGAAUAUUUAAAUUUUUUUCCUUCAAAUUAAAAAAAAUUCUUUGAGUAUAUUAAGCUGUAGAACCAUCCAAUGUUGUACUACAUGUACUAAACAUACUAAACUAAAUACACACCCAUAAGGAAUAAAAUUAGGGUCAUAUGUACUGUAGCUGUGUAUCACCAUAUCUGAAUGUGUGAAAACAUAAAUAAACAAAAAGAUGCACAGCACAUCCAGUCAGCAACGAUCCUUGUCAAUAGCAGGUACCUACCUUUUCCAGUAGAAGUUAACAUUGUUGUGUUCUCUGCUUUGUGGUUUCUGUUUUGCCGUUGUUAUUUAGGACUUGUUGUCAUGUUUUCUCGUUUAUUAAUUUGAUUUGCAAUUUGUUAUUUUUCUUUGUGUUUUGUGAGUUGUUGUCAUUCCCUAUUUGCCGUUGUGUUUUCUGAUUUGUUGUUGUGAUUUCCUAUUUGCCGUUGUGAUUUGCACUUCAUAGCCACCAUACAUAUGACCCUAAUUUUAUUCCAUACACCUACUACGUCACACACACACACAGUGUGACUCAGGUUAAAAGUGUGAUCACCUAUUCAAAGAACCUGCAAAAUCCUAUGGCAGAUUCAUCUCAAGCUCAGAAUCCAUCAUCUGAGGUCAGUAUGGAAUUUUUUGCUUCACCUGAUUACUAAUGUCAUAGAAAAGAUGUGAGAAUGUUUAAUUUUAAAUGAUAUUCACCAUAUUUUGUUGUUGUAUAAUGUGUGCCUUUUGCUUUUGAAACAAGUUAAUUGGACGCUGACAUGAAUUUGACAUCUGGGAACAGAAAUGUGACACCGGCUGUGAAUUACCGGGACAACUUUGUUAUAGCUGUUGGCAAGAAUGUAAUUGUGGUUGUCCUCGGCAUCACCAUCAACUACAUCAAUGCCACCAUGGUCCACACAUUCAACAAACAUCAUAUCUUGAAGUUGAACCCUCGCUACAUCCUGUUCAUCCACCUGGUGUUUAACGACAUGAUCCAGCUGACAACCAGCAUCACCCUCUUUGUCUUCACCUACACCUUCCAUACCAUCUAUGUCUCACUGUGUUGCCUCCUCAUCUUGCCAGCUGUCUUUACCACACAAAACACCCCUCUGAAUCUAGCGUUUAUGGCUGCAGAGUGCUACAUUGCUGUCUGCAUUCCCCUCCGCUACAACUACAUAUGUACAGUCAAAAGAACGUAUAUUGUAAUUGGCAUAGUCUGGACAAUGAGUUCACUUUCUGUUCUGCCAGAUGUCUUCAUCCUCUUGGCCACUGAACCUCUGGAGUUCUUACAUGCCAGAGUGUUCUGCAAGAGGGAUGGUGUGUUUCGGAGCAUCUACAGCUUAAGGAAGAGAGAUGCAUCCCACAUAUUUUUUCUGGUAGUGGUUUGGAUAACUCUGUUUUACACUUACUUCAGAAUUUUGUUUGUGGCCAAAGCUGCUGAUACAGAUGCUAAAAAGGCAAGAAACACUAUCCUCCUUCAUGGCUUUCAGGUGCUGUUGUGCAUGAUAACCUAUGUGCAACCUAUGUUACGUGACUUUCUAAUAUACUUGUUCCCAGGAGGGGUAGCAUCCAUAAACUUUGUUAUAUUCAUCAUAAACCAAAUCCUUCCUCGCUUUGUCAGUCCUAUUGUCUACGGGUUACGAGACAACACUUUCAGAAAGUACUUCAAAAGGUAUCUGCUGUGUACAAUAAAUGAAAACAGCCAUGCCACGACAACACUGAAGGCACUCUCUAGAUGUCGUUGAUAUAUGACUGUUCGGCUUUUGUUUUAUCCAGAAGAAUCUGAAGAAUCUAAACCUAUUUUGAAAUGAGGUCACAUUACGCAAACAGUGAGACAGUUCACUGAUUAUCAGCUCUAGAUUUGGAUACAGAGCACUGAGAUAAAAAAAAAUGGUAUUAAGUGUGAUUAACCUGGCACCAGCCUCAUGAGAUGAUCAUAGAUCGCUACAUGUCAGAUUAUUGUCUAACUGUCGCAGGUUGUUAUGGUUCAGUUAGUGACAACCUGUCAUGUUUAAUGCAAUAGAAUAAAAUAUGAUUGUUAUUCUAAACCAUGACUGACUGCAACCCAUCAUAGAUAUUUUCAAGCAUUCUGUAGUUCCUUAAAUUUGUUUCAGAUGGUUCAUUGCCCUUCUAAUUUUAAACAAUUAGGGUUAAUUUAUGGGAUAAAUACAGAUUUAGUGGUGUAGUGGAGACACAGGCCUAUAUGUCUUGAACUCCUUUGUUUUUGAAUAUUAUCUUUAAAAUUAUUUAUGACAUAAACAACAUUAAAGCCAUUUACUUCUCUUUUGGAUUCUCUUUAUCAUAGAUGUAAUAAACGCCUUGGCCUGUGCAAGAGUCCUGAUCUUAGAUCUUAACACACUGUAAUUUACACAGAAUAAAAUUCAGGACAAUCUGGAGCAACAGUCAAAGCCAGCACCUCAAUGCUCUUUAAAAAAGACUCUUUUGUCUGGGAUAAUGAAAACUGGACAUUAACAGAAGAAUCAUAAGAGUCUUGUUUUCAUCUUUUUCACCAAUUCCUGGCCUCUGUUUUCUUCAGUUGUAGGAACAUGAUAUAAUGCUGACAUAAUUUCUAAAAUGUAAUUCUCUUUAAGAUAAAGCUGAUUAAGUAAUGUUGGAUUAAAAAGUUAUGAUUGUUGCACUCUCUAUGGUAUUGAUUCAUUAAAAUUAAUGUUUAUUUUUCAUUUAUUUUGUAAGUUUUUUCUAUCUCAUUUCAGCACCACAUGGUUUCCAUUGUAUGGCCUUCUUAUUAGUGUUGCCAAGCACAAAAAAGAGUGCAGAACAAAACACAGCAAACAAAUUAACACUUUAAUAUUAACUGUGUCUUCUGUAUUGAUUUGUUCUCCACACAGGAAUAUUGAUUCUUAAAUGAAAAAAAAAUUCAAACUCUUCUCUUCUUUCCACUUUUCAUGGUAAAUCUAUGCAUCUAAUGGUCACAAACUCAUUUUCUCUAACAAAUCUAGCAUUUUAAGAUAAGACUUACC
Thunnus maccoyii (southern bluefin tuna) is the source of this 3660-nucleotide messenger RNA. RefSeq names its product odorant receptor 131-2-like. Gene Ontology annotation, biological process: G protein-coupled receptor signaling pathway. The record is from RefSeq and is a predicted model, not a curated record. Gene Ontology annotation, molecular function: G protein-coupled receptor activity. The transcript has 2 exons. NCBI's taxonomy places the organism in Eukaryota, Metazoa, Chordata, Actinopteri, Scombriformes, Scombridae. Bases 1459 to 2424 code for a protein of 321 amino acids. Gene Ontology annotation, cellular component: membrane.